Orbicella faveolata is the source of this 4674-nucleotide messenger RNA. RefSeq names its product gelsolin, cytoplasmic-like. NCBI's taxonomy places the organism in Eukaryota, Metazoa, Cnidaria, Anthozoa, Scleractinia, Merulinidae. Gene Ontology annotation, cellular component: actin cytoskeleton; cytoplasm. The record is from RefSeq and is a predicted model, not a curated record. Gene Ontology annotation, biological process: barbed-end actin filament capping; actin filament severing; actin polymerization or depolymerization. Gene Ontology annotation, molecular function: phosphatidylinositol-4,5-bisphosphate binding; actin filament binding.
UUCUCGAAUGUACUGGUGACGGGCAUCAGCGCGAAUUUAAAUUUAACGAUUUUAUGAAUAUUCUAUUAUCUAAUUAAAUGCCAGCAAUGAAAAUUUCUUCUCACAAAGAGGCCGUCCUUCGCGCGCGUUUAAGUCCUUCAUGAAGUAACGCUAGUAAACCGACUCUAAAUACAUUUUUUAAACGCUAAUUUCCGUUCGCAAAUUGAAGCUUAAACGCGCUUUAAGAUAACAAUAAAAAAUGUACAUAAACAUGAGCCGUCUUAAGUAAUUUAUACCAAAACAAAAGAGUUAAGCUCGGCCAAAAAUUUGCGACACGUGUACGAGAGCCUCCAAUGAGAGCCAUCCCUGCCUCGCAAUUAUUACGUUUGCCUUCUCUUCAAUAACACAGCUAUUUAAAUUUCUGUCAGCAACAAGCUGCAUGUCGUGUUUGUCGCUUGGACAACGGACAUAUUCAAAUUUAAACGUCGGGAAACACAGAGUUUUCGCUGGGAAGUUGACGUUUUAGUUUAUUCACACCGCGUCUCAAUAAGCUACUAACGGUCUCAAAGAGUCUUCGUUUUAUUCCUUUUUUAUUGUUAUUUCCGUUGUUUUUAUUUUACUAAUUGAAUCUUCAAUGGGAGUCGAUGAAGCUUUUCUUGAAGCGGGGAAGAAGCCUGGAAUGGAAAUAUGGAGGAUUGAGAAAUUGAAAGUCGUCGCUCAAGACGUUAAAACAUAUGGCACCUUUUACUCAGGAGAUUCGUAUAUUUGCCUAUCGACCAGAAAAGUUGAAUCUCAUCUUGAGUGGGAUAUUCAUUUCUGGCUUGGUACUAACACUUCCCAGGACGAGCAAGGUGUGGCUGCUUAUAAGACAGUAGAAUUGGAUGAUCAUCUCGGGGGUGGACCGGUACAGUACAGGGAGGUUCAAGAUCACGAAUCAAGGAAAUUUUUGAACUAUUUUCCGAAAGGAAUAAGAUACCUGGAAGGUGGUGUAGAUUCUGGCUUCAGAAAAGUCCAGCGAGGCGUGUACGAGAAGCGACUUUUUCAUGUCAAGGGCAAAAGAAACGUGCGAGUAUCACAGGUUGAACUACAUUACACCUCACUUAACAAAGGAGAUGUGUUUAUUCUGGACGAAGGAAUGACCAUCCAUUGUUGGAACGGGUCUCAGUGCAGCAGAACGGAGCGAAUGAAGGUAAAAAGAAACUAUGACGAGCAAGGUGUGGCUGCUUAUAAGACAGUAGAAUUGGAUGAUCAUCUCGGGGGUGGACCGGUACAGUACAGGGAGGUUCAAGAUCACGAAUCAAGGAAAUUUUUGAACUAUUUUCCGAAAGGAAUAAGAUACCUGGAAGGUGGUGUAGAUUCUGGCUUCAGAAAAGUCCAGCGAGGCGUGUACGAGAAGCGACUUUUUCAUGUCAAGGGCAAAAGAAACGUGCGAGUAUCACAGGUUGAACUACAUUACACCUCACUUAACAAAGGAGAUGUGUUUAUUCUGGACGAAGGAAUGACCAUCCAUUGUUGGAACGGGUCUCAGUGCAGCAGAACGGAGCGAAUGAAGGGAGUUGAAGUGGCGAGACGAAUAAGGGACGAAGAGAGAGGAGGAAAAGCAAAACUUGUCAUCAUAGAUGAAGGCAAAGAUCACCGGGACGAAAACAAAUUUUUUGAAGCCCUCGGGUCACGUGGUGACAUUAAGGACGCUAGCGAGGGAGGUGACGAUGUAGCAUUUGAGAAGCACAAUCAAACAAGCGUGACACUGUACAGGGUAUCCGACGAAAGCGGAACCUUGGAAAUGACACCUGUAAAUGAAAUGCCUCUGAAGAAAGAGCAUCUGGAUUCAUAUGAUUGUUUUAUUCUGGACUGCGGUAGCAGUGGAAUCUUUGUCUGGGUUGGGAAGAAAUGCACUGAUGCCGAAAAGAAAGCAGGAAUGAAGAAUGGGAUGGAAUUUAUUAGCAAUAAAGGCUACCCUCAGUGGACACAAGUCACCCGUGUGGUGGAGGGAGGGGAGACACCGAUCUUCAAACAAUUCUUCUCAGGGUGGAGGGACGAGGGAGAGCAAGUAGGAAUGGGCAAAGUGUUCCGACAAGGAGCCUUAGCUAAACAAAGUAAUGAAAAGUUUGAUGCCACUCAGCUGCACGAUCGAGAAAAACAGAAACACAAAACAGAAAUCCUACCAGACGAUGGAACAGGAGACGUGGAGAUCUGGCGCGUUGAAGACCAUGACCUAUAUCCUCUGGAGCCAAACUUACAUGGAGUGUUCUUCAGUGGCGACUCUUACGUCAUAAAGUAUAGCUUCAUGGCUAAUUGGAAGAGGCAAAUAAUAAUCUACUUUUGGCAGGGAACAAAAAGCAGUAUUGACGAAAAGGCAGCAUCAGCAAUGUUAGCUGAUCAAAUGGACAAAAAACUAGGAGGAAUAGCAACACAGAUUCGAGUUGUACAAAACAAAGAACCAGAACACUUCCUGAGAAUGUUUCGAGGGCGUUUCAUCAUUCUUGAAGUAAGUAUUCAUUUAGAUAUCACCAAGUUUUAUCAAGGUAAAGAUCAAUCUAAACAAAGUAAUGAAAAGUUUGAUGCCACUCAGCUGCACGAUCGAGAAAAACAGAAACACAAAACAGAAAUCCUACCAGACGAUGGAACAGGAGACGUGGAGAUCUGGCGCGUUGAAGACCAUGACCUAUAUCCUCUGGAGCCAAACUUACAUGGAGUGUUCUUCAGUGGCGACUCUUACGUCAUAAAGUAUAGCUUCAUGGCUAAUUGGAAGAGGCAAAUAAUAAUCUACUUUUGGCAGGGAACAAAAAGCAGUAUUGACGAAAAGGCAGCAUCAGCAAUGUUAGCUGAUCAAAUGGACAAAAAACUAGGAGGAAUAGCAACACAGAUUCGAGUUGUACAAAACAAAGAACCAGAACACUUCCUGAGAAUGUUUCGAGGGCGUUUCAUCAUUCUUGAAGUAAGUAUUCAUUUAGAUAUCACCAAGUUUUAUCAAGGUAAAGAUCAAGAAUUUAUUAGCAAAAAAGGCUACCCUCAGUGGACACAAGUCACCCGUGUGGUGGAGGGAGGGGAGACACCGAUCUUCAAACAAUUCUUCUCAGGGUGGAGGGACGAGGGAGAGCAAGUAGGAAUGGGCAAAGUGUUCCGACAAGGAGCCUUAGCUAAACAAAGUAAUGAAAAGUUUGAUGCCACUCAGCUGCACGAUCGAGAAAAACAGAAACACAAAACAGAAAUCCUACCAGACGAUGGAACAGGAGACGUGGAGAUCUGGCGCGUUGAAGACCAUGACCUAUAUCCUCUGGAGCCAAACUUACAUGGAGUGUUCUUCAGUGGCGACUCUUACGUCAUAAAGUAUAGCUUCAUGGCUAAUUGGAAGAGGCAAAUAAUAAUCUACUUUUGGCAGGGAACAAAAAGCAGUAUUGACGAAAAGGCAGCAUCAGCAAUGUUAGCUGAUCAAAUGGACAAAAAACUAGGAGGAAUAGCAACACAGAUUCGAGUUGUACAAAACAAAGAACCAGAACACUUCCUGAGAAUGUUUCGAGGGCGUUUCAUCAUUCUUGAAGGUGGCAGAGGAGCUGGAUACCGUGCUGGUUCAGAGGAGGAUACAUACGACCACGAAGGCAAGAGAAUGUUUCAUGUUCGUGGUUCGUCGGACAUGAAUGCUAAAGCAAUGCAGGUGCCUCGAAGAGCUGCCUCGCUGAAUUCAGGAGACAUGUUUGUGUUGGAGACUCCUUACGUGGCCUACUUGUGGAGAGGAAAGGGAGCAUGCGCAGCUGAAAGGAGGAAUGCCAGACAGCUAAUCGAUUACCUUAUGGUUGGAAGGGAGGUGGAGCCAAUUCGAGAAGGGAAGGAACCGAAGACAUUUUGGGAAGCUAUUGGUGGAUACGAAGAAUACUCUACAGGGAAACGUAUGGAGGAAGAAAAGCCCAGCUACCCACCUCGUUUGUUUCAAUGUUCCAACGCUUCCGGCGCGUUUAGAGUGGAAGAGAUAUUUGAAUUUUGUCAAGAGGACCUUAUUGAGGACGAUGUUAUGUUCCUGGACACCUAUGAUGAGGUGUUCGUCUGGAUUGGAGAUGGAGCAAACGAAGUGGAGAAAGCUGAAGCUGUUACCGUGGCCAUGGACUAUGUACGAUCUGACCCUUCUGGUCGAACCUUGGAUGAUACGAUGAUAAUACAGGUUAAACAGGGAUACGAGCCUCUGAAUUUCACUGGACACUUCCAGGCCUGGGACCGAGACAAAUGGAGCGAAGGAAAGACAUAUGAAGAGAUAAAACAAGAAAUGGGAGAGGAAGGCAUCAAAAAAGUGUCCGAGAUACGAAUAACUACACAGACUGUGAAAGCAAUGAAUAACAAUAACAGUGGCGACUUCACUGAAACAGAUGGUUCUAGCUACUCGUAUGAAGUCUUGGCGCAGCCAUCUCAUCUUCUCCCUGGAGGAAUCGAUAAGACAAACAGAGAGCGUUACUUGUCAAAUGAGGAGUUUUUCUUGGUAUUCGACAUGGAGAGGACUGAGUUCGAGUCUCUACCAAGAUGGAAACAAGUGCAGCUUAAGAAGGAAAAGGGCUUGUUUUAGUUCGCUAUAAUGAAUGACACGAGGCGUACAGCUCGACGUAAAACACUUGAGCUGAUUCAGAGGAAAAUGAUCUUAGGCAGCGUCCACACUACGCAGGAGAAAUUUGAAAACGCAGCUUUAUUUUAUUCAGUCAGGCCCACCGU